This is a messenger RNA of Naegleria lovaniensis, 1428 nucleotides long. RefSeq lists its product as uncharacterized. Lineage: Eukaryota; Heterolobosea; Eutetramitea; Acrasida; Naegleriidae. The record is from RefSeq and is a predicted model, not a curated record. Gene Ontology annotation, biological process: DNA replication. Bases 1 to 1428 code for a protein of 475 amino acids. Gene Ontology annotation, molecular function: ribonucleoside-diphosphate reductase activity, thioredoxin disulfide as acceptor; ATP binding. The transcript has a single exon.
AUGCAAAAUAUUGAUCAAACCCUUCAAACCAAGUAUUUGUGCAAAGAUCUCUCUGAUCUUGCAAAGCGAGUAAGCACACAUGUGGCACGAAAUGAAGCACCAUCACAAUUCAAGAGAUGGCAAAAAGAAUUCGAGAGUGUGAUGACAAGAUUGGAAUUCAUGCCUUCUGGAAAUACACUUUCUGGAAGUGGAACGGAUAAAACAUUGCAACCUAAUUGCAGUGUUAUGGGAGAAAUCACUGAUGAGAAUUUCGAACAAGUGAAAUCAAGAUCAAAACGCCUUUGGCAAAAAGCAAUUGGUAUUGGCUACUCGAUCAACACGUCUGAUCCUGUCAAAACACUGGAAGAGUUGUCACAACUGAAUGAUUCAAUCACGCUAUGGGAGAACCGCCCAAAGAGAGGUAAUAUGGCAGUAAUAUCAGUUGAUCAUCCACAGUUUGCACAAGUUGCUGCGUAUAAGGCUUCCAAUUUAUCUCGACUCUAUAAUUUCAACAUCUCCGUGGCAGUGACUGAUGAAUUUAUGAGAUCAUUAGAUAACGAACAAGCAUGGAAGGACACCAAUCGUACUCCAAGAGAAUUAUUACAAAUGAUUUCUCAACAUUGCCAUGCAUGUGGCGAUCCUGGUUUAGUGUUCAUUGACAGAGUGCAAAGCUCAAAUAUGCUACUCACUUCUGAUCAUGGACGUGUUCAUGCUGCUGUUCCAUGUGGCGAACAAUUUCUACAUGAUAAUGAAACUUGUAAUUUAGGAGUUGUAAAUCUCAAUGCCCCAUCUCUCUAUAAUGAAAAUUCCAAAACGAUUCAUUGGAAGCGUCUGAAGCGUGUGGUUUCUAUUGCCAUUCGCUUCUUAGAUAACGUAGUGGAUUUGUUGGAAAUCCCUGACGAGAAAAUGAGGAUUAUAUCCAAGCAGCUUCGAAGAAUUGGAUUGGGUGUUGCAGGUUGGGCUGACUUGCUGUCAAAAAUGGGAUAUUCCUAUGAUUCUCAAGACUCACUCGAAUUGGCUGAUCGAGUCUCGAGAACCAUCACGGAGCAAGCAAGGAAAACAAGUGCCUCUCUUGCUCGUGAGAAAGGUGAAUGUAAAUACAGAAGGGGAUUUAGAAACAUCUCUCUUACAUGCAUACAGCCAACUGGCGGUAUCAGCUCUGUUCUUGGAAAUCAAGGAUAUUGCAUUGAACCCUUCUUUGCAGAGGCCAACGAGCUGUCAUCCGAAGCUCAUAUUCAAAUGCAGGCUGCAUGGCAAAAGAACAUCGAACAAGGUAUUUCAAAGACCAUUAAUAUGCCACACAGUGCCACUGUGCAAGACAUCUAUGAAGCCUAUGUUUUGGCGUUCGAAAAAGGCUGUAAAGGAAUUACAGUAUAUCGAAAUCAAUGCCGAGAAGCCCAGCCCAUAAGAUGUAAAGAAUGUGAGGAAGAUGUAUGUCCUAAAUUGUAA